AUGGAGGGAUGCGUCCGGCGUGCGGCCGCCCGCGUCCGUGUCGUGGAGUGCUUCGUGUAUGGUAGGUUUCCGGCCUGGUCGCCCGGUCCGUUGCGUGAUGGUCUUCGAGUCUGCGAGACCCGCGGGACUGGCCGUGCGUGUGAUUCCGUGAUGGCGCUGCGGGCCCGUGACGGUCCGGCCCCGGCGGAAACGGGGAAUGGGCGGUCUCGUGAGUGGCACCGGUACGACAACGUGCGCCCCCGUGGUCUGCUCCGUGACGUCCUCGUUCCGAGAGGGUGGGGGGGGGGGGAUGUGUGGGGGGGGGGUGGGGGAGGGGGAGGGCGGGGGGGUGGGGGGGGGGGGGGGGGGGGGGGGGGGGGGGGGGGGGGGGGGGGGGGGGGGGGGGGGGGGGGGGGGGGGGGGGGGGGGGGGGGGGGUGGGGGGGGGGGGGGGGGUGGGGGGGGGGGGGGGGGGGGGGGGGGUGGGGGGGGGGGGGGGGGGGGGGGGGGGGGGGGGGGGGGGGGGGGGGGGGGUGGGGGGGGGGGUGGGGGGGGGGGGGGGGGGGGGGGGGGGGGGGGGGGGGGGGGGGGGGGGGGGGGGGGGGGGGGGGGGGGGGGGGGGGGGGGGGGGGGGGGGGGGGGGGGGGGGGGGGGGGGGGGUGGGGGGGGGGGGGGGGGGGGGGGGCGGGGGGGGGGAGGGGGGGGGGGGGGGGGGGGGGGGGGGGGGGGGGGGGGGGGGGGGGGGGGGGGGGGGGGGGGGGGGGGGGGGGGGGGGGGGGGGGGGGGGGGGGGGGGGGGGGGGGGGGGGGGGGGGGGGGGGGGGGGGGGGGGGGGGGGGGGGGGGGGGGGGGGGGGGGGGGGGGGGGGGGGGGGGGGGGGGGGGGGGGGGGGGGGGGGGGGGGGGGGGGGGGGGGGGGGGGGGGGGGGGGGGGGGGGGGGGGGGGGGGGGGGGGGGGGGGGGGGGGGGGGGGGGGGGGGGGGGGGGGGGGGGGGGGGGGGGGGGGGGGGGGGGGGGGGGGGGUGGGGGGGGGGGGGGGGGGGGGGGGGGGGGGGGGGGGGGGGGGGGGGGGGGGGGGGGGGGGGGGGGGGGGGGGGGGGGGGGGGGGGGGGGGGGGGGGGGGGGGGGGGGGGGGGGGGGGGGGGGGGGGGGGGGGGGGGGGGGGGGGGGUGGUUACCGGUUCGGGACGCAGCACUAUAA
Molecule: messenger RNA, 1176 nt
Organism: Dicrocoelium dendriticum
Lineage: Eukaryota; Metazoa; Platyhelminthes; Trematoda; Plagiorchiida; Dicrocoeliidae
Source: the annotation of a GenBank genome assembly